CUUUGAGUAUCUUGAAAAACGCUAUUUUAAUCAGUAUUAUUAUUCAUAACAAGAAGAAUUUAGUUCGUCAUUCUGGUGAAGUCUCCAAGCUCCGCCUCCAGCUGCAGGUACAGUCUACCUGCACAACCUGAAGCCGUCAAAUCGAAACCAACAAUACGUCGCUGGUACGUUGUGAGGUUGAGGUGAAAUUAUCAGACAGAAACGAUGAAACUGGUCGAUCUCCUGUGUCUCCUGAUGAUCACUGGAUCGAUCACAUGUGAAGAUAAAGGUUUCAUCAGAGUGGUGGUGAGAGUCGGUGAAGACGUGGUUUUACCGUGUUCCCUCGGCCCUGAGAACAUUGAACCUGCUUUGUUUGACUGGAUAAAAGGUCAACAGGAAAUGUUUCUGUACAACAACGGCACUUAUCAGAGUGGAGACUCACAGUUCCAAGGACGAGUGUCUCAUUUUCCAGACAAACUGAAAAAUGGCAACGCCUCCAUCACCAUCAGAAACAUAACACUGUCUGACAGUGGAUACUACUCCUGCUAUUUCCCACAUCUUCAGGAACAAAGAUUCUACAUUGAGCUUGUUGUUGCUGACAUUAAGAUCCAGGUGAAGGAAGAUGAUGAUGUCAUUCUGGACUGUUCCUUCAACACUACAAACAUUAAGAACGAGCCGUUUUCCUGGAAGAAAGAUGUGAAUCAAAACAAUGAGAAGGAUGUUUUCUUGUACUCUGGUGGAGACACAGAUCCAGGUCCAGAGUUCAAAGAUCGGGUUUUUCAUUUUCCCGACCAGCUCCAGUUCGGUAACGCCUCCAUAAAGAUCACAAAAGCAAAAACAUCAGACAGUGGAACCUACACGUGUUAUCACGCAACCGUUCAGAAAGAAAUAAAAUCGACCAUCAGUCUGACUGUUGAUCCUGUCUUAAAACCCAGACCAGAGAUAGAAGGUGCCUCUCCAAAGCCACGUAUUGAAUCAGUUACUGUGACUAACAACCAGAUACAGUUGCAGUGUGAAGUUCUGGGAGCUUUUCCAAAACCUGAAGUUGUCUGGAAGGACAGUGAUGGAAAGAUUCUUCCUGCUGAUGAACCAAAGGUCACAGAAAGAGAAGGAAACAAAUACGACACCGUCCUCAAUGUUACUGUGACCAAGACUGAUCGUUACACCUGUGAGGCCACACAGAAGGAAAUCUACCAUCAGAUUAAUAGUUCAAUCGCUGUGACUUUGAAUGGUGCAGUUUCAAAACCGUAUAUCAGUAUAGUUGAAGAAACAAAAGGUGGAGUUUUGCUUCAGUGUGAAGUUUUUGGAGCUUCUCCAGAACUCAAAGUAUCCUGGAAGAACAAAGCUGGACACGAUGUUCCUUCUAAAGAACCACAGAAGACAGAAAACUCCAUUAUUCUCCAAACUACUGUGACAAAGACCGACUACUAUCGCUGUGUGACCACAGAGGGGAAGAAGGACGAUGAACUUUAUUCUGAGUUCCUUGUGCCGGUUCCUGAUGGUUCAUGGACAAAGUUGCUGAUUGGAAUUGUGAUUGGAGUUGUUCUUACAGUUGCUGUUGGAGUCAUUGCAUGGCGUUGCUGCAAAAUGCGAGCUGGAGAGAGACUUCGCGCUAUCUUCUCAUGGAAGGCUAAGCAACCUGUCAUGCCAGGGGGAUGUGACUGCAGGGAUUCAUCCCUUCAUCCAUCACAUGACCGAGAGAGACGUGACAGUGGAGAUUCAUCCUCUGAUUCAUCACAUGACUUAGCAGAGAGACGUGACAGUGGCGUUUCAUCCCAUCUUUCAUCAUAUUAGCCAGGAUUACUACGGCAGCACAGAGAAGCAGACGACAGGAAUCAGUGUUACAGUCCAGUGCUGCUGCAGUUAUUUCAUGUACUGAUUAGAAAGAUUUUACAAAACGUGUUUUCAACUCUCACCAUGAUCUGUGCUGAAGACCUUCACUGUGUUCAGGCCAAAACACUCGGACUGCUUCUCAAAUUCCCUCAUCUCUUCAGCACUUAUGUUGAUUCUCCUGCCUGUUAAAGAGGUGACACAGUGGAGAUAAGAGCCUCCUGAUGGAAUAUCUGCAACAUUUAUCAGUUUAAAGUCAUCAUUGUACACAUGAAAUAGUUUUACUACUCACAAUAAAAGCCUGUUAGAGAAAGGAAAGCAGUAACAUUCCAUCUCAAAUCAUCCAAUAUUUAGAUAAAUUUCUGCUCAACCAUCGAAUAUAAAACAGAAUUAUUUAUCUCCACGUUAAACUCUGUCCUGUUGUGACUGAGCUGUUGGCUAAUAUAUUAGUUUUUGCCAUAAAUGCUUAAUCAUUUAUGAGAACUCAUAUAUUUAGGAAUUAUUAGAUCUACUGGAUUCUAGCUCAAUAACAUGAUGAGAAAUAACUGAAAAUUCCAGGCUUUUAUCUUUGUUGUUUUCUGAGAUGCUGUUGUUAAAACGUAGCCUUAAAUUUCAAUGUAAAAAAAAAGUGCUUUCCUUUUUUAAUCUUGGGACAUAUUUGAUAUAUCAAUGUCAGUUUUUACAGGUGCCAUUUUUACAACCCGUAGUCUAGAAUAAAAAGUUUCAAGACAAUCAGAGUCGGUUGACCUUCAUGAUAUGAAAUGAAAUGACCUCAUUAAUCUUAUUUUAUACUGGUGCUAUAGCUCCUCUGGUCUGUUCCAUCCUGUUGGUCCAAAUUAAAUUGCCUCAGCAUCUAUGAUUUGCUGUGAAUUUUGGACAGAUUUUCAUGGAUUAAUCGGACUGACUUUGUUGAUCCGUUAGGCGUCCAUCCACUGCCAUUCACAUGUUAAACAUGUCACCAAGACUGCCUUUUUUCAUCUACGUAAUAUUGCUAAAAUUAGGAACAUGUUGGCUCAGAGAGAUGCUGAGAAGCUUGUCCAUGCAUUUAUCACUUCUAGACUGGAUUAUUGUAACUCUCUAUUUUCAGGAUGUCCCAAUAACUCCUUGAAAAGCCUCCAGCUAGUCCAAAAUGCUGCAGCAUGUGUACUGACAAGAACUAGCAGAAGAGAUCAUGUUUCUCCCAUAUUGGCUUCUCUUCAUUGGCUCCCUGCAAAAUCCAGAGUUGAAUUCAAAAUUCUUCUUCUCACAUACAAAGCGCUUAAUGACCGAGCCAUUAAAAACCUGAUAACCCCAUACCAUCCCUGCAGAACGCUUCGUUCCCCGCAUUCUGGCUUAUUGGAGGUUCCUAGAAUUGGGAAAAAAAUAGAAUGGGAGGCAGAGCCUUCAGCUACCAGGCUCCUUUCUUGUGGAACCAGCUCCCACCUUCAGUUUGAGAGGUUGAUAACCGCUGUCUUUUUAAGACCAGGUUUAAAACCUUUUUAUUUAAGGCUUAAAAUCUUGUUUUUUUUAAAUCCUUUGUGUCUUCUAUUUCAUGUAUUACUGUAAUGCUCGGUGAUUCUAGGGAUUGUAUAGGAUUGGCAAAACAAGCUUCGGCUUCUGCCUAUUCCUCUUUCGGUUACAGAACGUGUAAAAAAUUCUUAUUGUAUAUACAGAUAUAUAUUUAUAUUUUUCUGGAGGUUUUGUUUUUUUUGUUUAUUUCUUUUCUUUUUUCAUCUUUUUUGAGAGGAGUAGGGGAUGAGGAAAGAGUAAGAGAAGAAAAGGCGGGAAUGGAAAAAAAAUUGUUUGCUGUAAUUUUUGUAACCGAAAAAUAAACCAUUCAUUCAUAAACCAUUCAUUCAUUCAUGCUUAUACUUAGGUCUUUUAUUAUUUUGUUUUGUUUGUUCUUAAAUACUUUUUUCUUUUUAAACUGUUUAUUGUAUUGUUGUUUGUUGUUUUUAUUAUUGCAUUUCCUCCUUUUAUAUUUAUUCACUAUGAUAGCGAUGUUUUAGUUGAUUUUAACGUUUGUAUUUUAUGAUUGUGAAGCCCUGUGAGGUGCAUUCUUGUAUAAACGGUGCUUUAUAAAUAAAGUUAUUAUUAUUAUUAUUAUUAUUAUUAUUAUCAUCAGCAGCAACCAGUCAAAGGUUUGGAUUCUAACAGCUGUCAAAUAGGGCUGUUAGCUGUGGACCAAGCUGACUUCUGCACAACACAACUGAUGGUCCCAACCUCACUAAGAAGGCAAGAAACUCCACUAAUGAACCUUGACAGGCAUACCUGUGAAGUGAAAACAUUUCAUGUUCUACCUCAUGAAGCUCAUGGGGAAAAUGCCAAGAGUGUGGAAAGCAAAGGGUGGCUACUUUGAAAAAUCUAAAAUAAAGAACAUGUUUUGACUUA
Acanthochromis polyacanthus (spiny chromis) is the source of this 4179-nucleotide messenger RNA. Its product is annotated as CD276 antigen-like. The record is from RefSeq and is a predicted model, not a curated record. Lineage: Eukaryota; Metazoa; Chordata; Actinopteri; Pomacentridae. The coding region runs from base 205 to 1773 and encodes 522 amino acids. The transcript has 12 exons.